AGAAUGAAUCGCGAGUUUUUGGUUCUGAUCGAAAGCGAGGUUGAAAGUCGUGAUGUGUGGAUCACAAAGAAUGAAUCCAAGAUGACGUUACCUCCUGCAGAGGAUGUUCAAGACCUUGCAGGAUUUCUACAGCUCAAAGACGCUCAUGAUGUAAGUUAUUGUUCUUAUUUACGAUCUGGUCGGUUGGAAAUGUACUGUUCAUUGAAUGUUACCCUGUAAAUUUAAGAAAUAUAGUGUGGCGGAGACCUAAGAAUGAGGAGUGCCUGUGGGUGCGUCUUUCAUCUCUGUGGCUGAGGUUUGAUUUCUGCAAUAUGCUACUGGAAUCAAACCCCAGCCACAGAGACAAAAGUCACGUGCACUUAAACCGCUUGUAGCGCUAAUACCUUCUGGAAGGUAAGAUGUUUUUGUGGUGAUUUACAGGGCGAAGAUAUUAAAUUACGUUUAUGCCAUUUCUUCGCCUUCAGGGUUUUCUAGAGGAACUCAAACGCAACGAAAUGUCGGAGUUUGUCAAAGACUCAGAGAGCAUGAGUGACCUCAAGAAAAAAACUAUCACAAAGAUUCGUCAACUUCAAACUCGCUGGUCAGCGGUGCUUGCCUAGCUGGGAAACCAAGAGAACAGUGUAUCUGAAUACCGUGAUAGCAAACUGGCGAGAGUUCAGACAACAUGAAGUAACAGCGACUGAGUUUAUUGAUGGCAAAGAGAAAGAUCUUCAAGGAAUUAAUGAAGAAGUCAAAGCUGGGAGUGAUGAACUUACUAUGGAGAAAGUUGGCCAACUUGAG
Molecule: messenger RNA, 780 nt
Organism: Paramuricea clavata
Lineage: Eukaryota; Metazoa; Cnidaria; Anthozoa; Malacalcyonacea; Plexauridae
Source: the annotation of a GenBank genome assembly